Messenger RNA from Poecile atricapillus (Black-capped chickadee), 506 nucleotides. RefSeq names its product splicing factor 3B subunit 4-like. The record is from RefSeq and is a predicted model, not a curated record. The transcript has 2 exons. Lineage: Eukaryota; Metazoa; Chordata; Aves; Passeriformes; Paridae. The coding region runs from base 1 to 441 and encodes 146 amino acids.
AUGCCGCUACAAUCGAGCACUGCUCAGUAUCGCUUCUCUCCCCCUGCUCCUCCCUUUAUUGCCGUGGGUCCGACCUGGUUGAGGACUGCGCCGGGGCGGGCUCUGCGCGCGCCCUUCCCCCCGCGGGCCGCCGCUUUCCCGCCCUCUCUCCCCGCGGGGCCGCGCGCGCUCCCGGCUCGCGCCCGGCCCCGCCCCCGGGAGCCCAAAGGCGGCCGGGCCCGGAGCGGCUCCCGGCGGAGUCACCCCGGGCCCGCCGCGCUCCGCCCGCCCGAGGAGCUCUCGCUGCCCGCAGGGAGCCGAGCGGGGCCCGCCGGCCGCGGGACUGCGGCAAAAAUCGGCCCGUGGCGGCGGCGGGGCCCGGAGAGCCGCGCCCCAACAAAGGGCCCGGUCAGGCGUGGGGGAAGAGAGCGGUUCGUGCUCCCCCUGCUACGGACCAUGUGAUGAGACUGAUGUGUUGAUAAAGGAGCUGAUUUACGUGUCUUGAUGCUCAACCUAUGACAAAAACC